Theobroma cacao (cacao) is the source of this 3246-nucleotide messenger RNA. RefSeq names its product Potassium transporter family protein. Lineage: Eukaryota; Viridiplantae; Streptophyta; Magnoliopsida; Malvales; Malvaceae. The record is from RefSeq and is a predicted model, not a curated record. Gene Ontology annotation, biological process: potassium ion transmembrane transport. Gene Ontology annotation, cellular component: membrane. Gene Ontology annotation, molecular function: potassium ion transmembrane transporter activity.
UAUUCUUUUAAAUAUUUUUUCUUACUCUCUGUCCUAUCCUAAUCAAUCAAUGCUCUAAAGAGACCACUGAAAACGCUAGGAAGAGAUGGAGCAUCACCCAGCUCAACCCUAGAAGAAAACAGGAGACCAAAUGCUGUCUCUGAAGAAGAAGAAGAAGCACUAGACACAGAGAGGGGUUUUUGAAAAUAUGGAAGAAGGAGAUCGGAUUGAAGAGAGUAGCAGUGUGAGACUGACUGGUAGAACUUACAGUGGUGGUGGGGUCGGUGAGUCAAGGUGGGUGGAUGGUAGUGAAGUGGACUCAGAGUCACCUCCUUGGUCAUUGCUUGAUGAAAAUGAGGGUAAAGAAGGGUAUGGAUCUUUGAGGAGGAGACUGGUCAAGAAGCCCAAGAGAGUUGAUUCAUUUGAUGUUGAAGCCAUGGAAAUUGCAGGUGCUCAUGGUCACCGCUCUAAGGACCUUUCAACUUGGCGAACUCUUGCAUUGGCAUUUCAAACACUUGGGGUCGUUUAUGGUGACAUGGGAACAAGCCCUUUAUAUGUUUUCAGUGAUGUCUUCAGCAAGGUAAACAUUGAAUCAGAUGUGGAUAUCUUGGGGGCCUUAUCACUGGUGAUGUACACAAUUGCUCUAGUCCCCUUGGCAAAAUACGUAUUUGUUGUUCUUCAAGCCAAUGAUAAUGGGGAAGGGGGAACAUUUGCACUAUACUCGCUGAUUUGCAGGUAUGCUAAGGUCAACAUGCUGCCAAAUCGUCAGCCAGCUGAUGAACAGAUAUCAAGUUUUAAGCUUAAACUGCCCACUCCAGAGUUAGAAAGGGCUUUAAACAUAAAAGAGACUUUGGAAAGAAGAUCAUCCUUGAAGACCCUCUUGUUGCUGUUGGUUUUGAUGGGAACUUCCAUGGUCAUAGGGGAUGGUAUUCUAACCCCAGCAAUAUCAGUUAUGUCUGCUGUAAGUGGUCUUCAGGGUGAAAUAAAAGGAUUUAAUACAACUGCGGUGGUUGUUGUUUCAAUUGUAAUCUUGGUAGCAUUGUUCAGCAUACAGCGGUUUGGUACCAGUAAAGUUGGUGUCAUGUUUGCUCCAGCACUUGCUUUGUGGUUCUUCUCUCUGGGUUCAAUAGGGAUUUACAAUCUAGUGAAGCAUGAUAUUACAGUCAUCAAGGCAUUCAAUCCGGCUUAUAUCUAUUUUUUCUUCAAGAAGAACAGCAGAGAUGCCUGGUCUGCUCUUGGAGGUUGCGUGCUGUGCAUUACAGGAGCUGAAGCAAUGUUUGCGGAUCUAGGGCAUUUCUCCGUACGAGCCAUACAGAUUGCUUUCACCUUUGUAGUGUUUCCCUGCCUUCUCUUGGCAUAUAUGGGCCAGGCUGCGUAUCUAAUGAGAUACCCUGAUUCUUCAGGAAGAAUAUUCUAUGAUUCUGUGCCAGAUAGCCUUUUCUGGCCAGUUUUUGUAGUAGCCACCAUUGCUGCCAUGAUUGCCAGCCAAGCAAUGAUAUCUGCUACAUUUUCAUGUGUCAAGCAGUCUAUGGCACUUGGAUGCUUCCCGAGACUGAAGAUAAUUCACACCUCAAGGAGACUGAUGGGUCAAAUUUACAUCCCUGUGAUCAAUUGGUUUUUAAUGAUCAUGUGUGUAGUUGUUGUUUCCAUCUUUCGCAGCACUACAGAUAUCGCCAAUGCAUAUGGCAUAGCUGAAGUUGGUGUUAUGAUGGUCACAACCUCUCUGGUGACACUGGUAAUGCUUCUAAUAUGGCAGACCAAUUUGUUUAUGGCUUUGUGUUUCCCACUUGUAUUUGGAUCGAUAGAGCUUAUUUACUUUUCUGCUGUUCUAUCAAAAGUCUUAGAAGGAGGUUGGCUUCCGCUUGUUUUUGCUGCUUUCUUUCUGACUGUGAUGUACAUUUGGAACUAUGGAAGUGUGCUGAAGUACCAGAGUGAGGUCAGGGAGAAAAUAUCCAUGGACUUCAUGCAUGAACUUGGCUCCACACUUGGGACAGUGAGGGUUCCAGGGAUUGGUUUGUUAUACAAUGAGCUUGUCCAUGGCAUUCCCUCAAUUUUCGGGCAGUUUCUACUUAGCCUACCCGCCAUUCAUUCUACUAUCGUGUUUGUUUGCAUCAAAUAUGUCCCUGUUCCUGUGGUCCCUCAGGAGGAGAGAUUUCUUUUUCGAAGAGUUUGCCCAAAAGACUAUCAUAUGUUUCGAUGUAUUGCUCGAUAUGGUUACAAAGAUAUUCGAAAGGAGGAUCACCAUGCAUUUGAGCAACUUUUGGUUCAAAGCCUUGAGAAUUUCUUGAGAAAAGAGGCUCAAGAUCUUGCCUUGGAGAGCACUUUGACUGAGAUGGACAUUGAUAGUGUUUCAGUGAGCUCAAGGGAUUAUGGAACCCAGGGUACUUAUGGUAAUGAGGAGCUUAAAAUCCCAUUGAUGCAUGAUAGAAGAUUGGAAGAAGCAGGAACUUCUACCUCAGAAGAAGCUUCAGCAGCAUUGCCUUCUAGUGUCAUGUCAUCGGAUGAAGACCCGAGUUUGGAAUAUGAGCUUUCAGCUCUGCGAGAAGCUAUAGAUUCAGGAUUUACAUAUUUUCUAGCACAUGGUGAUGUGAGGGCCAAAAAGAACUCCGUUUUUCUUAAGAAACUCGUCAUAAACUACUUCUAUGCAUUCCUAAGGAGGAACUGUCGAGCUGGGGCUGCAAAUAUGAGUGUACCUCACAUGAAUAUCUUGCAAGUGGGCAUGACAUACAUGGUCUGAUUUGCUUGCCACAUGAAAAGCUGCCAUUUCAUCGAUCCUGCCCCCCAUUGCCAGUUCAAAUAUUGUUUAUUUAUCACCUCAAUUAGAGCCAAGAAUGAUAAAUAUUUGUACAUCAGGAUUGGCUGCCAAUGGAAAAUUUAUAUUGAACCUGUCGGCGUGUGUGGUUUUCCAGUUUUACUUGGCCCCUGGAGUCAUUUCACCGUCAGCUUAAUUAAGUCAUUCCUUAUCGAUGUUAAUCAUUGACAUGGUGUGGCGUCUACAAGCUGUGCAAGAACGUAAGAAGGCCAAUUAUCUAUCCCCCCAACUUAAUUCAAUGGAUGUGGGCUCUGGCACAAACAAAUUCCUCAAAACUUGCUUCAAACUAGAAUUGGUUUUUUUAGCCUCUCUUCCUCAACUACUCCAGCUGGAAACUCGAUGGUGUGGCAUAUCCUAAAUCGGCACUUUGGGGUCAACUUGUGCUGUCUGGCUUCAUAAAGCAAAGGGCAAAAAGGCAGCUUCCAUUAAAGGGGCUUUCACCUUUCCUUUCCUUU